AUGUCUCUGCUGCCCCCCGAAGUCCAUUCCGCCCUCUCUCAGUUGCUAGGCGCACUGAGCACCCCAGAUAACAACAUCCGCUCACAGGCAGAAGAACAGCUGAACAAUGACUGGAUUCAGAACCGACCCGAUGUCUUGUUGAUGGGUCUUGCGGAGCAGCUCGAGGGCGCCGAACAACAAGGUACACGUUCGUUCUCCGCUGUUCUGUUCCGACGAAUUGCGACCAAAACACGAAAAGACCCCGUUUCAAACGAAGCCAAGGAGCUUUUCUCAACCCUCGCCCGUGAGCAGAGGCUGGUAAUCCGUCAGAAGCUUGUCACCUGUCUUACUACCGAGUCCGCGAACGAUGUCCGGAGGAAGAUUGGUGAUGCGGUGGCCGAGAUCGCGAGGCAAUACACCGACAACGGCGAUCAAUGGCCGGAGCUGCUAGGUAUCCUGUUCCAAGCCAGCCAAUCUCCCGAUGCGGGUCUACGGGAAGCCUCCUUCCGCAUAUUCUCGACAACUCCCAGUGUCAUUGAGAAGCCCCAUGAGGAUGCUGUCAUCGGUGUUUUUGGAAAGGGAUUCCGGGAUGAGGUCGUUCCGGUGCGCAUCGCAGCCAUGGAGGCAUUUGCUUCCUUCUUCCGCUCCCUUCCCAAGAAAUCUCAGCCGAAAUUCUUCGGGCUCAUGCCGGAGAUGCUCAACGUUCUGCCUCCUCUGAAGGAGGCGUCUGAAAGUGAGGAGCUCUCAUCAGCCUUCUUGGCCUUGAUUGAGCUAGCGGAGAUUUGUCCCAAGAUGUUCAAGGGCUUGUUUAACAACUUAGUCAAGUUCAGUGUCAGCGUUGUUGCGAACAAGGACCUCAGUGAUCAGGUCAGACAGAAUGCGUUAGAGUUGAUGGCUACAUUUGCGGACUACGCGCCCGCGACAUGCAAGAAGGACCCGGAUUUUACAACACAGAUGGUGACUCAGUGUUUGAGCUUGAUGACCGAUAUUGGCGAGGAUGAUGACGAUGCUGCUGAGUGGAACGCGUCGGAAGAUUUGGAUCUUGAAGAAAGCGAUUUGAACCAUGUUGCCGGUGAGCAAUGCAUGGACAGACUUGCCAAUAAGCUCGGAGGUCAAGUCGUGCUGCCGGUUACUUUCGAAUGGAUUCCAAAGUUGAUGGCUUCCUCCGCGUGGCGUGACCGUCAUGCAGCGCUCAUGGCCAUCUCCGCCAUUUCUGAGGGCUGCCGUGAUUUGAUGGUAGGCGAGCUGGAUCAAGUCCUCCGUAUUGUUGUCCCUGCUUUGCAGGAUCCUCACCCACGAGUCCGCUAUGCGGGUUGCAAUGCCCUUGGCCAGAUGAGCACAGACUUCGCAGGCACAAUGCAGGAGAAGUAUCACCAGGUUGUGCUUAGCAACAUCAUUCCUGUCCUGGACAGUGCUGAACCGCGUGUUCAAGCGCACGCUGCUGCUGCGUUGGUUAACUUCUGUGAGGAAGCUGAGCGCAAUGUCCUCGAGCCCUACCUCGCAGAUCUACUGCGACACUUGCUGCAGCUUCUUCGCAGCCCCAAGCGCUAUGUACAGGAACAGGCUCUUUCGACCAUUGCCACCAUCGCCGACUCUGCCGAGAACGCCUUCGAGCAUUAUUACGAAACCCUGAUGCCAUUGCUUUUCAACGUGUUGAAGCAGGAGCAGUCCAAGGAAUACCGUUUGCUCCGUGCGAAGGCUAUGGAAUGCGCCACGUUGAUUGCCCUUGCUGUGGGUAAGAAUAAGAUGGGACAGGAUGCUCUGGAGUUGGUACAGCUGCUUGGAAACAUCCAGCAGGGCAUUGUCGAUGCGGACGAUCCUCAGUCGCAAUAUCUUCUUCACUGCUGGGGUCGGAUGUGCCGAGUCCUAGGACAAGACUUUGUUCCUUAUCUUCCUGGAGUGAUGCCGCCGCUUUUGACUGUCGCUGCGGCCAAGGCUGACAUCCAGCUGCUUGAUGACGAGGACCAGAUUGACCAGGUGGAGCAGGAUGAGGGCUGGGAACUUGUCCCGCUUAAGGGUAAGAUCAUCGGCAUCAAGACCAGCGCUCUUGAGGACAAGAAUACCGCCAUCGAACUCAUAACGAUUUAUGCGCAAAUCUUGGAAGCCGCUUUCGAGCCAUACGUGCUCGAGACGAUGGAGAAGAUUGCCGUUCCCGGACUGGCGUUCUUCUUCCAUGACCCCGUACGCGUUUCCUCGGCAAAGUUGAUCCCGCAGCUCCUCAACUCGUACAAGAAGGCGCAUGGAAUUCAAUCGGCUGGCUUCGCCGGGAUGUGGGUCAAGGUUGCAGAGAAGAUCAUCGAGGUGCUUAGUGCGGAGCCAACGGUUGAUACUCUUGCCGAGAUGUACCAGUGCUUCUACGAGUCUGUCGAAGUUGUUGGCAAGAACUCUCUGGGUCCACAGCACUUGCAGGCUUUCAUCCAAUCCGCAAAGUCAACGCUCGAGGACUACCAGUCGCGUGUAAAGACACGGGCCGAGGAGAGGGCCGAGGCGGAUGACGGUGAAGAGGAGAACCCGGAUUACGAAUACGCUAUCGAGGAUGACCAGAACCUUCUCAGUGAUAUGAACAAGGCAUUCCACACGAUUUUCAAGAACCAAGGAACAUCGUUCCUCCCUGCAUGGGAGCAGCUGAUGCCAUUUUAUGAUGCGUUCAUUACGAGUCAGGACCCGACACAGCGACAGUGGGCGUUAUGUAUUAUGGACGACGUGCUCGAGUUCUGUGGACUGGAUUCAUGGCGGUACAAGGAUCACAUCAUCCAGCCCCUCGCUGCUGGGCUGCGAGACAACAAUGCGGCCAACCGCCAGGCCGCGGCUUAUGGCGUCGGGGUCGCUGCGCAAAAGGGUGGGGAGCCCUGGAGUGAAUUCGUUGCCGCUUGUCUACCGAGUCUCUUCCAGGUGACACAGUUCAACCAAUCACGGACAGAGGAACAUGUGUUUGCUACUGAGAACGCGUCUGCAAGCAUUGCCAAGAUUCUGCACUUCAACUCCAGCAAGGUGCAAAACCCGGCAGAAUUAGCGGCCAACUGGAUCUCUACGCUGCCCAUCACCUAUGACGAAGAGGCCGCGCCAUACGCAUACUCUUUCCUCGCCCAAUUGAUUGACCAACAAAACGCUGCGGUGAUGUCGAAUGCAGGCCAGGUUUUCGGGUACAUCGUACAAGCGUUGGAUGCCGAGACCCUCCAGGGUCAAACCGCCGUACGAGUGGCUAGCUCAGCAAAGGCUCUGGCGCAAGCAACGGGCUUGAACGCAGAGCAAAUCCUUGCUGGCGUGAGCCCAGAGAACCAGGCGGCCGUCCGCAGCUAUUUUUCUUAA
This is a messenger RNA of Aspergillus mulundensis, 3288 nucleotides long. RefSeq names its product nuclear import receptor PSE1. The record is from RefSeq and is a predicted model, not a curated record. Lineage: Eukaryota; Fungi; Ascomycota; Eurotiomycetes; Eurotiales; Aspergillaceae. Gene Ontology annotation, molecular function: nuclear import signal receptor activity; small GTPase binding. Bases 1 to 3288 code for a protein of 1095 amino acids. The transcript is spliced from 6 exons. Gene Ontology annotation, cellular component: cytoplasm; nucleus. Gene Ontology annotation, biological process: protein import into nucleus.